CUUGCAGCUCUCUUUCUCUUGCAGCUCCAAACUCCAGCUGUUUCUUUACCUACUGGGAGUCGGAGCAAUAUUCCCACCCCGAAAAAAAAAAUACACAGGACGAUAAACAGGGAGGGACGCUGAAGGACGAGGAGAGGAGAGGAGAGGAGAACCGCUGUCGCAGAGGAACAGGAGGAGAGAGGGAAACAGACGCAUCUGCGGCUCGUUCAAAAUUCUUAAGAUGCCAGCAUUUUCUCACCGACUAAGAGGAAUAAAUCCCGGGGCAUCAUGACGGAUUGCGUCUUGUUCAAUUCUUUGCACUUUGGUUGUUUUUUUGUAGACGCACAUUUGGGGAAACGCUUAAAAAACUAAUAUUAUUUUGCUUUAAAGAAAUCCAUCGGACAGUUUGCAGCACCUCUGGGAGCAAAGUGGAUGCAUUAAAGGAGGAAAGGAGCGCUGAUCUCCUUCUCCAUUAUAUAAAUGUUUGCGUGCCAUUAGUGCGCUUCUCUUUCACGCACACGCGGCCAGACGUGGACAUUGAUCUGUCACACAUGUGGUCCUAAUAACAAGGACGGGCCUCACCCCCCACCCCUUUCCCUCUCCCCCCAAUCCUCACCCCACUGUCUGAUGACUCCCCCUUGCACAGGUGGACGUGGAACGGAGCCGACUGUAGCAUCAUCUUCCUCAGCAUCAUCCUCCUCCUCAGCACCAGCAUGUCCUCGUCGUCGCGCAAGAUUUCCUCCGAGUCAUUUAGCAGCUCGGUGGGCUCAGACUGUGGGCUGGAGAGCCCCGGAGGAGACGGAGGGGACGGCGCUUUGGAGCCGGCUGAUGAGAGCCGGGGCUGCCCGUUCUCCUCCUUCCCUUCGGCCCACAGAGCGGUGCUGUGGAACGGCCGCAGCCCCGCUGAGAGGCCGGCGUGCCCGGCGAGAGAGGAGCAGCAGCAGGGACCCUGCGGGCCCCACAAGAGGGCCACCAGGCGGCGAAGGGUCAACCUGGACUCGUUGGGGGAAAGCCUGAAACGACUCACUUCACCCACGACACAGACUGUUCAGGAGGCUCUACAUCGAACUCUGCAGUUUUACAGAAAACAAGAGAUCAGGUGUCAGAAUGAAGAAGGUGGGGAAAGGCAGCACGAGAAAAAGGAGAAGUGCCUGUUUCUUGAAAACUCUGGUUCAGAGGAAGAUGUCCUACAGAUUCUGCAGUAUAUGGCCACAAUAUUAGGAGUGCCAUUCUGUGAGCUGCGAGAGCAUUUUGGGGAGGAGUUCUUUGGUCUCUGUUUCGAAGAGAACGAGCGAGUGCUGCGGGCUGUAGGUGGCAACCUUCAGGAUUUCUUCAAUGGUUUUGACGCCAUUUUAGAACACAUUCGCACCUCCACGGGGCGCCGAGCCUCCUCCGAGAGCCCUUCCUUUCAGUGCAAGGACCCCCGCGAAGAGGAGAAAGAUAGAGGGAAAUUGGAGAAGCUUGGAAAUCGUGGCAGCAGAGACAGCAGAGGGAAGGUGCUGUUUCUUCACUGUUUCAACCCUGCACCUGUUGUGGGAUUAGUUAUGCCAGGUUUGAUUAGAGCUGUCGCCAGGCGGAUCUUUCAUUCAGAGGUUGAAGUGGAAGAGGUGCCACCUCUAACUCCCCUGCUGCCAAAUGAAGAUGCUGAACAAACAGACUGUGAUUCUACAACCCCCACUCCCACAGCGUCCCCCACUGCUUCACCCCCUUCAUCCCCGUCCCCUCCAUCCCUUUUUCCAACUUCAAUCCCCACAGUUUGUCUAUCCUUCUUAAUCCAAGAGACUUGCACUUCUCCUCUCUCUUCCAUCCCAAAUUCGGCAUCUGUCAGCACUAACCGCCCCCCACUUCACCUAUCUACUAAUCCCAGCGAUCUUCGCAUUUCCCUGGCUACGUUCUGCCGUGCCUUCCCUUUUCACCUAGUCCUGGGGCAUCGCAUGGAGCUGCUGCAGCUUGGAGAAGGACUGAGGAAACAGGCUCGCAUUGAGCCUCACAGGAUUCUCUCAUUCAGGGACUGUUUUGAGAUAGUCUCACCCAAGAUGGAACCCUCUUUCCAGGGCAUACUGCUGAGACUUGCUUCGCCAUUUACUAUCCGUACCAGGCCCGACCCCAUGCAAGCUGGCACUAAGGAGAAGGUUAUGGAGCUAAAGGGUCAGAUGAUCCAUGUCCCUGAGUCCUGUUCCUUGAUGUUUCUGGGUUCUCCGCGAGUUGAUAAGCUAGAGGAGCUGAUGGGCAGGGGUCUCCAUCUGUCAGACAUUCCCAUCCAUGAUGCCACUCGAGAUGUUAUCCUGGUAGGAGAGCAAGCCAAGGCCCAGGAUGGCCUAAAGAAAAGAAUGGACAAAUUAAAGGCUACCUUAGAGAGGACUCAUCAAGCUCUGGAGGAAGAAAAAAGGAGGACAGUGGAUCUCCUCUAUUCCAUAUUUCCGGGUGAUGUGGCGCAGAAGCUGUGGCAGGGUCAGCCAGUGCCAGCGCGUAAAUUUAAUGAUGUCACCAUGCUUUUCUCCGACAUCGUGGGCUUUACUGCUGUGUGUGCCCACUGCACACCUAUGCAGGUUAUCUCAAUGCUGAACGAGCUCUACACUCGCUUUGACUACCAGUGUGGCAUUCUGGAUGUUUAUAAGAUUGAAACAAUCGGGGAUGCCUACUGUGUGGCAGGCGGACUUCAUAAGAAGGUUGAUAGCCAUGCAAAACCAAUUGCACAAAUGGCUCUUAAAAUGAUGGAGCUUUCUGAGGAAGUACUGACGCCUGAUGGGAAACCUAUCAAGCUAAGAAUAGGCAUCCACACCGGCUCAGUACUGGCAGGCGUAGUCGGGGUUAAAAUGCCACGAUAUUGCCUGUUUGGGAACAAUGUGACCUUAGCCAGCAAGUUUGAAUCAGGAAGCCAUCCAAGGUGCAUCAAUGUUAGUCCAACCACCUACCAAUUGUUGAAAGACGACCGCUCUUUUUCAUUCAUCCCUCGCUCUCGGCUGGAGCUCCCGGACAAUUUUCCCAAAGAGAUUCCAGGGACAUGUUACUUCCUGGAGGCAGGGACUUCCCACAGCCAUGCCUCACUUACCAGCUCUCGCUCGGCUCCUCCGGCCUCUAUGAGGAAGGUCUCCUACAGCAUCGGGACAAUGUUUCUAAGAGAGACCAGUUUGUAGAUUCAUACACAGGUGUUCAAAAUGUGAGGGACUGAACUUAAACCCCAGAAACAUACCGGAAACCAGACACUCCGAUUUGUGGUUAUGCAAAUGUGUCAUGUUAAAAGUGGGAUUUACACCUGAAAUGACAAAUACUUUCAUCGUAGAUGAAAGAGAACAACUGUUCCCAUCUCCUUCUCUGAGCAGUGGGGAUUUUCUUCAAAGGACUAAAGGAACACUGGUCCUGUAUCUAUCCUCCAAGAGGUGGACUGAUAUAAUCAAAUAUUGGAGAAACCUGCGGACCAAGCUGGACGUCUCAGCUACUGCUCUGGUGUCUCGCUCUCUCUUAAGCAGGCCACAUUCAAAUCUGUGUCCGGAUUGACAGAACUGGGUUAAAACUGACAGAGACCGCACUUCAUGACAACUGUUGCCCUCAUUCGCCAUGUGCAAACAGAACAAAUACCCCGUUUCAGUUUUAAGGUGGGUGCUGAAGAAUGAAAUUUGUAUGACUUUCUGUCCAUCAUAUUCUAAUGUCCAAGACAAACGUCUCAUGGAAAACAGUUCAACUCUCCCCGUCCUUCCUUUGCAUCUGUCUUUAAGUCAUGUUAUGCUUUACUGAUUAUAAGAGCUGCGGCUCAAACCUGUGACAUUGGGUCGGCUUGAUGGGAUUUAAAAAAGGAAACAAUGAGAUCUGUUUUAAACAGAUCAUUUCAACAUUUCAACAACAAAUACCAACCAGAAUAAUACUAACCCAAAUUCACAGCCUUUUUUUUGUGACACCCAGCAAACUUAACUAGAAUAUACUCUAAUAUAGGGGAGUGCUAGUAACAGAAAUGAGAAUAGAUAACUGAAGUUACUGUUUGGCUUUUUUAUUUUUAUUUUACUUGUAAUUCUUUGUUUUUAGCAUAUUUCAUGAUUUGACCUCUUAUUGAUAAGUUCAUUUGUUUGCAUUUACCAGCUUUUGCUUUCUUUUUUUUUUUUUUUUGCCUAUCAGCAUUUUGACCUACAAGUAGCAUGUCUAAAAGCUUUGCUUUUUAGGACGGACCUACACAUGUUUCUGCAGUUUGCUUUGGAUGACAUCAAUGCAGACAGAUGUUCAUGAGCAGACAUAUUCCUGGCUUCAUCUUUUCAGGUCCACAUGAUUAACGGAUUGAUGUGUGUUGUAGUUUGUUGAGCUGGAAAAUUAGAAAUGUGAUUUUCAUCUACCGGUAAUUGUGCUGUUCAGAAACACUGAUAUAAAAGUCCUGCAUUCACUUAGGCCUGUGCAAAUUUCACCAAUAUACUAAACUCAAAAUUUCUCAUACCCCUCUUAGAUUUAGAUCUUGAGUUAUUUUUUUUAGGUCAUUUUCAUGACAUCCAGUUCUCUGAAAAAUGUUUUCUUGCCAUCACCCUGAUCUUUAGCUGCUUUCAAAGAUUCUUUACCAUAUUUUAACUAGGAAGCAAAUCCCUGACUUAUACUGCUUGUGUCUCCAUUACGUGCUUUGUUUCAGGGCUGUUUAACAUCAGAAAUGCUCUAAUUUGCUCUGAUCCUUAAUGAAGGCGGGAGGUUUUUCUAGAAGCAUGCAUGAUAAAGCCGGUGAUACACGCUGAAGCCAGACUGAGAAAACAUUUGCUAGAUGGAUGUAAACACAACAGUUAAAACUCCUUUACUGUUUUUUGUUGUUGUUCCUGCAUCAAGAUAUUUACACUGUUGAGUAGCUUACACGAAGAAGCUCAUUUUGCUUAUUUUGGCGCAUUAAAUGUGUUUAUCAUAUGCAAAGUUGUAUGUUACACAAUUAGACGUAUAGAUAUUUGAAUAAAUGACUAUAUUAUUAGUAUAGUAAGGCCUUUGAGAAAGUCUAGCCUUUGGGGAAUUAUUUUGAAAAUACAGUUGGUUUCUUUGGUAGAUUGUUGUGCACAAUUCAAAAAUGACUUUACACCUAAAUCUGCCAGGGGUGUGAAGAAUUUGGACUUUAUUAAAGAUAGAAAUCCAUUAUGCCUAAUUGCCAAGAUCGAGGAUGACUUGCUAAAUAAAAAAUACAGAUCCAAAUAAGGUCAUUUUAAAUCGACCUUCAUAAAGUAGAAAUGUUUGUUUGAAGAGUUGGUUUUAUCAGUAUCUCACAGACUUUAAUCAGUUAUUAUAAUCAUAUCUUUUGUAAUUGAAUCCAGUAUCAGAAGUGUAAACAUUGGUUAAAGAAAGAGAGAAAAGUGUCAUAUUUCUAUUGUAAUAAGAAGUACACGAACAUUCUUAUCAUCACUGCUUAUUUUAACACAUGUUCAGAAAUGAUAGUGGCUGCAUUUGCUUAAACAACAGCUUCCUAUGUCCUUAUUUACUUCUUAUCAUAAAGAAAGCUUUGAGUUUUUUUCUCUUUAUAAUUCAUUACCAACUUGAAGUCCUUUAUAUAACCGUACUUCUCCAUAAAUGGAUUGGAAGAAAAGUAUCCUUACAUCUUGAAAAAUUAUGUAGCAGGACUUUACUAAAUAAAAUGUGCCAAUUUCUUUCAAAGAUGCCACCAGCACAGAUAAGUCAUGAUUUCUUCAGUAACAGUGUGGUCUGUGUGUGUCAUUCAGAAAGAUCGUUGACCAGGUGUAAGAUAUUUUUUUAACUGAAAUAUGCCUGGUAAAAAAAAUCAACUACUGUAUUUUUAAUGCAAAAAAUAUUGUGAAUACAAAAAAACUCCCACCUCCCUUUGUUUCUUUUAAUGAGUAGUGUACAAUGUAACACCAGCCUAAAAAUGCAAUAUUUUAUAUAGGGAGAAAUAAUGAAAAACAAAAGUAUACUUUUAACAUACCUGAGGAGUGAAUUAUUGUCAUUGUGUGUAUAUUUAAAUAAAUGAGUAAAUAAACUGAUGAAUAUAGAUUUAUUAAAGAGACGUUAAAGAAAAAAACAAGAAUACAGCAGGUCAAAUUAGAUAAAUUUUGAUUAAAAAAAAAAAAGGUUAUUUUUUUCGUCUGAGAUUUCUUUCAGAUUUUAGGUCAGCGUCCUAACAUCUCAUCAGUGUGUUUUAUCUGCAGCAUUUGGCUUACUAUAUUCUAAUUCCUUUUUCAUCAAAUCAUGUUGAAAUACAGACGCUAUCCUUGGAUUAAACAUUAACACAGCUUUAGGUAAGAAGGAUUGGACUCUAAGGGGACAUUGUUGUUCUUAAAUGAACACACAGCCUUUUUUGUAAAGAGGAGGGAAAUGGGAAAAGGUUAGGUUUAAAAAACAUUCAUUUUUGAAUAUACUAGUUAUAUACACCCUUAUGUUGUAUA
Messenger RNA from Cyprinodon tularosa, 6326 nucleotides. RefSeq names its product guanylate cyclase 1, soluble, alpha 2 (gene gucy1a2). Gene Ontology annotation, biological process: cGMP biosynthetic process; response to oxygen levels. Gene Ontology annotation, cellular component: guanylate cyclase complex, soluble. Gene Ontology annotation, molecular function: heme binding; guanylate cyclase activity. The transcript is spliced from 9 exons. NCBI's taxonomy places the organism in Eukaryota, Metazoa, Chordata, Actinopteri, Cyprinodontiformes, Cyprinodontidae. The coding region runs from base 693 to 3116 and encodes 807 amino acids. The record is from RefSeq and is a predicted model, not a curated record.